AUGGCUCCGCGCGCGCUCUCAGUGAUCGUAGCGGCGCUCGAGACCACUGGCGGCAUCGGACAGCAGCAGACGAUCCCGUGGCGUCUUCCGACCGACAUGCGGCACUUUCGCACGCGCACGACGGCGUGCCGGGACCCACUGACGCAACAGAACGCAGUGAUUAUGGGCCGUAAGACGUGGGAGGCGCUGCCGGCGUCGGUGCGGCCUCUGCCCAAGCGAUACAACGUGAUACUGACGCGCGACGUGCGCUACAGGUCGAGAGCGAACGUUCCCGAUCGGGUGGGCGUUGCGGCGAGUCUCAGCGAAGCGCUGGCGCUUGUGGCGCUGCAAGGCGAGAAGGUGGACCAGGUGUUUGUCAUUGGCGGAGGCGCUGUGUACGCAGAGGCGCUGUCGUAUAGCGGGUGCAAGACCGUGUUUCUGACGCGGGUCAAGGGCGCGUUCGAGUGCGACGCGUUCUUUCCAUUGGAUCAGCUCGAGCAGAAAUUCAGUGUGACGAGCGAGUCGGAGAUUCAGCAGGAGAACGACGUCGCGUUUCAGUUCGAAGAGUGGCGACGGACCGAUGGAAUUGAAGCGGAUAUGAGUGUCGAGACGCUGAGUGUCGUGGACCACACGCAGCCGCACGAAGAGCUGCAGUAUCUGGAUCUGAUCCGAAAGAUCUUGAGCGAAGGAGUGCAGCGGACAGACCGAACGGGCACAGGGACGUUGUCCGUGUUUGGCGCGCAGAUGCGGUUCAGUCUGAGGAACAAUACGUUUCCACUGCUGACGACGAAGCGCGUGUUUUGGCGAGGGGUGGCGGAGGAGCUGCUGUGGUUCAUCAAGGGGGACACGAACGCGCACACGCUGCAGCAAAAAGGUGUUCACAUCUGGGACGGCAACGGAUCGCGCGAGUACCUGGACAGCAGAGGCCUACAGUCACGCGAAGAGGGCGAUCUUGGGCCAGUGUAUGGGUUCCAGUGGCGUCACUUUGGUGCAAAGUACACGGACAUGCAUGCCGACUAUACUGGCCAAGGCGUCGACCAGCUGGCCGAGGUGAUCCACAAGCUCCGGACGAACCCCUCGGAUCGCCGGAUCGUGCUAUCGGCCUGGAAUCCCGCCGACCUCGACGAAAUGGCGUUACCGCCGUGCCACAUGUUCUGCCAGUUUUACGUGGCCGACGGAGAAGUAUCGUGCCAGAUGUACCAGCGGUCGGCUGACAUGGGGCUCGGUGUGCCGUUCAAUAUCGCCAGCUACGCGCUGCUCACGCGCUUGGUGGCGCAGGUGGCAGGACUGAAGCCUGGCGAGUUGAUUCACGUUAUUGGCGACGCCCACGUGUACCUCAACCACGUGGAGCCGCUGCAGACGCAGAUGGCGCGUGUGCCGCGCCCGUUCCCGACGUUACACGUGAACCCAGAGAAGACCGCGAGCAUUGACGAGUUUACGUAUGAGGAUCUGGAGGUACGCGAUUAUCACCCGUACGGAUCGAUUAAGAUGGAGAUGUCUGUGUAG
Messenger RNA from Hyaloperonospora brassicae, 1485 nucleotides. NCBI's taxonomy places the organism in Eukaryota, Oomycota, Peronosporomycetes, Peronosporales, Peronosporaceae. The record is from the annotation of a GenBank genome assembly.